Messenger RNA from Leptomonas pyrrhocoris, 971 nucleotides. Its product is annotated as cyclin (CYCA). Gene Ontology annotation, biological process: regulation of cyclin-dependent protein serine/threonine kinase activity; mitotic cell cycle phase transition. The transcript has a single exon. Gene Ontology annotation, cellular component: nucleus; centrosome; cyclin-dependent protein kinase holoenzyme complex. Gene Ontology annotation, molecular function: cyclin-dependent protein serine/threonine kinase regulator activity. Lineage: Eukaryota; Euglenozoa; Kinetoplastea; Trypanosomatida; Trypanosomatidae. Bases 39 to 971 code for a protein of 310 amino acids. The record is from RefSeq and is a predicted model, not a curated record.
GCAUUUAAACCACCAAAUAGAAUAGAGUCCGUGAAGUCAUGAUGGCAGCAAAUGGACGCACGAGGGUUGCUCUUUCUAACCAAACCAACCUAGUGCGCGAUAUUCACCACAAAACUGGUAGUCAAGCCACGCCGUCUCAGCUUACGGAACCCCGUUACGUGGCAGAAUAUGGCACUGAAAUACUAGCAUAUUUUCUGGAGGUGGAACGGGUUCUCUACUGUGAACGACUGUACAUGGAUCGACAGUCGGAAGUUACGGAUCGUAUGCGGAAGAUUUUGAUAGACUGGCUCAUGGAUGUCAUUGCAGAGUUUAAACUGCAUCCAGAAACAUUUUUCCUUGCAGUGGACAUCAUCGAUAGAUUUCUUUUCUUUUACAGCAUCCCACGCACUAAGUUGCAGCUUGUUGGCGUGACCGCAGUCUUGAUCGCGGCGAAGCAUGAAGAGGUGUGGCCGCCCUCGGUGAACGAUUGUGUGGCUGUAACUGCAAAUACUUAUAGUGCGCGUGAAGUCAUUGACAUGGAGUUCGACAUUGUUACAGCCCUUCGGUUCAAGUUUACUGUACCUACAACGUACCCCAUCGCAUGCCGUCUUCUGGACGUCCCUCGAAUUUCACAGCAAGUUCGCCACGCAUCAUUCAUGUUUCUGGAGAGUGCUGCGCACUGUUAUCCGCUUCUGCAGUUUUUGCCGUCUCGCAUUGCGGCCGCGUCCGUGAUGCUCGCCGCGCUACUCGUGCGUACUAAUACCACAACGGAUACUUCUCCAAUCAGCAAGUUGUGGGAGUUUGAGUUUCAGUCAGCGGCACUCGAAAUUGAAUUUGAGGAGCUUGUUCCAGUGGCAGAGCAGCUGCUUCCGUUCACCCAACGGUUGUGCUCAUCGUCGUCUCGAUUGCAGGCACUGCGGCGAAAAUACUCCUCCCGUGAGUAUUCCUCAGUAGGAACACUUCAGUUUCCAGCCGCUGCGAUGAUUGCGUGA